Molecule: messenger RNA, 213 nt
Organism: Mesorhabditis spiculigera
Lineage: Eukaryota; Metazoa; Nematoda; Chromadorea; Rhabditida; Rhabditidae
Source: the annotation of a GenBank genome assembly
AUGGGUACUUUCACCGUGAGCUACUGGGUGCGCCGAUCGCUCUGGGACAAGCGCGUGCUGCUAGCGGGACUCGCCGGCGCUUGGUACCUCGGCUCCUGCUACGACCAGGUCUGUCUUCACCGCGCCUCGAUGAUGAAGGGUCACAGCAAAAUGUUUGAAGAGCGGCGCAAGCAAAUCCUCGCGACGAACCCUCACGCCGACGUGUGGACCUAU